GUGGCAUGUUGGAAGAGCCGUGAAUGAUCAGAAUAUGAAAUAUUAUGGCAUUAAUAUAUGCAUAUUAUAAAAUAUAGCCUUAUAAUAUUUAAUAAUUUCUUCUGAUCAAAAGAUCGCGAUUGCGCGUAUCGAUAUCGUACAAUUUUUAAUGAAUUCACGACUAAUUCCAAAAGUUAUUGUAAACAUAACCUUAAACCCUCUAAAACCUGGGACAUCGACGUCAUGUAUUUAACACUUUAAGUGAAUAAUUAAGCAUAAACAAUGGGAGAAUUAAAUGUGUGUUUUCAAAUAGACACAGACAAUCGUGAAAAUUUCCCAUCCACAGUUGCUUUUCAAACUUUUAAAAAUCAAAGAGACUCAUUUUAUGAAAUAUUUAGAAUAUGGGAAGAAAAUCAUUCGGUGCCAGGAUGGACAUUUCAGAUAGCUCUGGGAAGCAAAAUACGAAGUAUGUUGACGUUGCACAAUGAUGCCAUAAAUUAUUAUCAUUUUGCACGAUUAUUUAAAUCUCAACUUCUAAUUUCCUGUAUACAAAAUAGACAACAGGCAGAAGUGGAAGAUGACGAAAGUAUAAGUUUCUUAAAAGCUUUAAAGGAUAUAAAUCCAAAAAAGUUGAAUCAGCUUCAGAAACGAUUAGUAACUCCACAGCCUUCCAAAAAUCAAAUUACUGGACCUUCCUUCCCAGGAGUUCAGGAAUUUUUUAGGGAUUUCGUAUUGGUUGCUUUUAAUCCAAUUUUUUAUGUUCAUUUAGAAAAUUGUUUGGUUGAUGAAAUAAUGGAAUUGAAUGAUACUCAAUUUAGUGGCAGUGAAAUAGAAGAUUCAGAAACAACAGUUGACGAGCAAACGCAACAAAAUUUUACUAUCUGUUUAUCCAGUUUGCGACUCCUUGCAAAAGUAUUAGGUCUUGUUGUAUCCUUACCAUACAGGUCAGAUUCAAAUAAUUUUAAAGAGUUAAUAGCAACUCAAGUGGAAGUAAGAAGCAAAGUAUUACCGAUAGUAAAUUUACAUCUUUGUUUGCAUAAUGCGAUAGCAUUAGGAAAAUUAUCGUUAACUGUACCGUGGAUAGCAAAAUAUUUGGCUAUGAUGGAUACCGUAUCGCUUCGAUUGCCACACUAUAAACAAAUCUUGGAAUUGUUAUAUUAUAUUUAUAAAGUUGUAAAUCAUUCUGAUUUUACAACAUCUGAAAGUCCUAUUUCUCGACAAACAGCAAUUCUUUUAAAACAUACUUUAGGUUGGUUAUUCGAAUUACCAAAUUUUCCAAAGGAUUUGUAUCCCACUUGGCAAAAGACAUAUGAAGCUAGAGAAUUGCAAAGUCUUAAGCAGCUCGAUAAACAUUAUGUGCAAAAGAAUGCCUUACUAGGGGAGCCAGUAGCAUCUGUUACAUCUUCUAAAUACAGUUUGGACAAAUUAGAUAUUAUUAAUGAAAGGACAUUGCGUAUAUGCUGUCCUGUGGUCGGCGUAAACGCAUCCGUAACAAAUUCUAACGGGAAAACGAAUCACUACAGUUCAAAUAAACAUAUUACACCAGUUUCUAGUCAACUCAAGUCUGCCAGAAGUACGGGUGUAAAGCAUUUAGAGUUGCAAUUAGAAGAAGCAUUUUUUCACGGACAACCAGCAUCUACCAGGAAAACCAUUGACUUUGUAUCUGAACGAGUCGCCUCGACUUGUGUUAAGCAUAUAUGUAAUACUUUAUUAAUGUCCUCUAGAGAAUCGAAUUUGAAUACUUUUAGAAAGCUUUUGAAAAAGAAACAAAGCGAAAGGCAAUCGGAAAAAGUAGAAGAACUAUUACUUAACGAUGUUACAGAUUUCAAGGCAUCCCUGGCGAAUGAUAUGAAUAUCUUUGCCACAAAUAUGUCUAAAGAAUUGAAAGAUCAAUGCGAGACGUUUAUACCAACGAUAUGCGAAGCGCGUGUGGCUAAAUCCGUAGAAUCUCUUUUGGCGGAAGACUCUUUAGCAUCCGUGAAAGAUAUGUGCAUUAAAAUUGCGACGAGAUUGGCUACAGAACGCAUACAUCAAUGGAUACAAUCCCAUAUAAUGGGGGGGUCGUUGUUCAUAAACGAUAUGGAACUCGAGUUGAAUAGAUUUUUGAAAAACAAUACACCAUUGCAUUCUAUACAAGAAAAGAAGCAUAAUCCGAAUGCCGUUAGUCCAACGACCAUCACGGAUGAUUUGAGAGAACUUAUGUGGAAUAUACUUGACAAUACUGGAAAAUCUCUAACGAUAUCGUCGGUGUCGACUAUACUAGAUAAUUUGUAUCAAACUUUGAAUGAAAGAGCUGAUCUUGUAAUGGGCCCCGAGAAGGUUUUGUACUCUCUCAGCGUGGAUUUUGCUUUAUUUUUAGUUGCUUACAGGAGCGAUCUCCUCACACCGAAAAUCGAAGAAAAAUUCAUAAAGAUAUGGGCGAUGAGUCGUUGGAAAGCUUUGGAAUUAGAUUCUCCUAUACACAGAAUAUUCAGUCCAAGAAAUAUUAUGUUGCUAGCUCAACCAGAUAAAGAGGAGGUUUGGUUAUUUCUCGGGAAAUUUAUUAAAAAGUUAAUAGAAAAGGACAUUUUAAACAUUGACAGCCUUAGCGAUCAAUGCGUGGCUUUAUUUAGGCAGUACUGGCCCGUGCCUACUUUGAAGCAUUUAUCGGUGUGCUUAACGGAAGCUAUAACAGACUUUAGGGCAACGGACGAAACAGCAGAGAAAGUUAAAUAUCUGCUUGGGUGGAUAGCGGAGACAUAUCACGAGAUGGAGUUCUAGCUUCUUUUUCGAGGAUUAGUAAUUGUAUGAAUUAUACAACUCUUGUGAUAGACAUGUAAAUUGCUGUAAAUUAAUCGACUUAAUGACAAAAAAGGUAUGCGUGUCUCGACGCGCCAACUACGGAAGUUUCAAUUGAUUUCAAAGUGUUUAAAAAAGUCACAAAAUAUUCGAAACAAUUCGUUGUUCUUUUAUGAAUUUCGAAUGUCCACAAUUUUAUGGACUUUAUAUUCGGCGACACUGUGGACGAAUCAUGUUGACGGUGUUGAGUACUCGCUCGGUUAUUGUACGUACAAGCGUACGGAGAUUUAAAGUUGUAGUAACUUUUAAUUGUAAUGUUGCGUGAAUAUCUGCAGUUGACUGUUGCGUUUUAUUCCAAUGGACGUAUUUUAUAGCUAAGAACAAGAUUUUAACAUUCUGUAUGUACAAAACGCGUAAUAAACAAAGAUUUGUUUUUUAAUUAUUUACAA
This is a messenger RNA of Hylaeus anthracinus, 3206 nucleotides long. It is a transcript of the gene dlt, whose product is annotated as codanin-1. Gene Ontology annotation, cellular component: nucleus. Bases 262 to 2739 code for a protein of 825 amino acids. The transcript has 9 exons. Gene Ontology annotation, biological process: chromatin organization. The record is from RefSeq and is a predicted model, not a curated record. Lineage: Eukaryota; Metazoa; Arthropoda; Insecta; Hymenoptera; Colletidae.